ACCUCGAUUUAUUAUUGACUUGAAAUUAUUGCCACUAUACCAACAUCCACAACCCAAUAAAUCUCUUUGUAAUAUUCAACACGUACGGCCCCUCAAUCUUCUGUUUGUUUCCAACAAAAUGUAAAGUGAAACAAAAACAUGUCACCAUUCAUUCAACCCAACUUUAAAGAGGGAAAAAAACUCCAAGUCUUUGCACAAACUUUCCAAGUCAACUCAACCUUCCAAACACGCCAUAACUCUUCUUGUCUUCUCUUUUCCCUCAUCUCCCUUCUCUCUGUUUUGCUCCUAUUCCUCAUUCUUCAUUCAAAACCAACUAAAUUCUGAAUUUUUUUUUAAUUUUUUUUUGAUAAGGAAAGAAAAACCAGGUUAAUCCCUUCGAAAGGGCCACCCUAACUGAAUUCUGAGCUUUUUUUUUGAUAAGGAAAGAAAACCAGGUUAAUCCCUUCGAAAGGGACAAACCUAACUGAAUUCCGAACUCGAAACAUGAAAAUCGACACCAUAAACUUCAUCUUCUUCGUGUUUCUUUUCAUGAAUUCCGUGUCUUCUCACCUAUCUCCUACACAGAAAGCCUCCAUGAUAAGCCUCUCAAGCCACCUUCAUAGCCAAACAUCCUCUUUGCCAUGGGAUGUUGGCAAAGACCCGUGUACAUGGACGGGUGUUACGUGCAACAAUGUCACUAACUCUGUUAACUCUGUUAACUCUGUUACAAAACUCUCUCUUACUAGCUUGAAACUCACCAAUUCCAGUUUUUUACCUAUUCUAUGCCAAAUUAGCUCUUUGGAGGUUCUAGAUGUUUCCAAAAACCUUCUGAACUCAAUCCCAGGUGAGUUUCUGACGAACUGCAGCGAAAUUUCUGCGCUUAAAUCAGUAAAUUUUAGCUGGAACAGAGUUUCUGGUCCUCUUCCUUCCUUUGAGAAUGGGUUUACCAGUUUAGAAACCCUGGAUUUCUCUCAGAAUUUGCUCAGUGGAAAUAUCGGGACACAAUUGAAUGAGUUAGUGAGUCUCAAAAGCUUGAAUCUUAGCUCAAACAACUUCACUGGGUCCAUCCCCAUCAACCUUGGGAAAUUCAAGGGUUUAGAGCAACUUCAAUUAUCAGCCAACCAAUUCCACGGGAAAAUACCAGAAAAACUUUCUGAUUACAAGAAUUUAACAAUUCUUGAUCUUAGUUUGAAUCAGCUUGUUGGGGUGAUCCCAUCCAGAAUUGAAGAACUCCCUAACCUGGAAGUGUUGGUGUUGUCUGGAAAUAGAUUAAGUGGAGAAGUUCCUGACAUUUUUUCCAACAACAGAAAACUACAGAGAUUUGCAGCAAAUAGGAACAAUUUCCAUGGCAGUAUACCAUAUGGGAUAACAAGGUUUCUGAAGAUUCUGGAUUUGAGUUACAACAACUUAAACGGGUCGAUAGCAAGUGAUGUACUGUCACAACCAAACUUGCAGACAGUUGAUCUCUCUUACAAUAGGUUGGUUGGGAAAAUACCGGGAAAUGUUUCUUCAAGUUUGGUUAGGCUAAGACUUGGGGGUAAUUCACUGAAGGGGUCAAUUCUUCCUAUUAAUUUCAGUAUACUUCAGAAUUUGGUUUAUUUGGAGCUAGAAAACAACAGAUUGAGUGGAAACAUACCUGCUAAUCUUGGUUUAUGUCAGAAGUUGAGCUUGUUAAACUUGGCUGAAAACAAUUUAUCUGGGGAAUUACCAGCAGAAUUGGGUAAUCUGAACCAGCUUCAAGUUUUGAGUCUUCAAUUCAACAACAUUGUUGGUAAGAUUCCUAAUGACAUUGCCAACUUAACCAAGCUGACGAGUCUGAAUAUCAGUUGGAACGAACUCAGUGGUUCAAUCCACCCUAAAAUUUCAGAAUUGAAAUAUCUCGAAUACCUGUAUUUACAGGAGAACAAUUUGAGUGGUUCAAUACCGAUAAACAUUGGUAAUAUGAAUUCCUUGAUAACACUGCAGUUAGGGAAGAAUCAUCUCAGUGGGUUUAUUCCUCCAAUGCCCCGGAAUUUACAGUAUGCUUUGAAUCUCAGCAACAAUUUUUUCCAAGGACGGAUACCUGAAUUAUCACUUGAUCAGAUGCCUCAACUGGAGAUUUUGGAUCUUUCCAACAACAGAUUUUCUGGUAAGAUUCCGAAAUUUCUAACUGAAAUGCCGAGCUUAACAUUGUUGUUACUCGAUAACAACAAUUUUUCCGGAGUUGUUCCGAAAUUCGGCCGCAGUGUCAUUGUAGACACCCAUGGAAAUUUAGGUCUAACCUAUCCACCACCAGACAGUCCAAACACCAACCAACCUAGUUCAAGUCACAGGAAAAUGUCGGUUGCUGUCAAAACCGUAGUGGUGGUUAGUGCUGCUCUCGUUGGUGGUUUGAUUGCGUUUGUUGCUGUUUUUCUAUCAAUGCGGCUUCUUUAUAAGGUGCAUGAUAUAGAAAUCCAAUCAAGAGAACCAGAUUUCCCCGUCCCUCUAGCUGUAGAAACUCGAAUCUUGACAACCAACAGCACACAUAAAUCAAACAUCGAUUUCACCAAAGCCAUGGAAGCAGUAUCAAACCCAUUAAACCUUGUCUUGAAAACCAAAUUCUCAACCUACUACAAAGCAACCAUGCCAUCAGGGGUAAACUACUUUGUCAAGAAACUCAACUGUACUGACAGGAUUUUCCAACCAAGCAGCAACAACCACGGCGGAAGCUUUGGGCAGGAACUAGAGGCUCUAGGGAAGUUAAACAGUUCAAACAUAAUGACUCCUUUGGCCUACACAUUGGCCGUAGAUAGUGCUUUUCUUAUCUAUGAAAUGUCAUUUAAGGGGACUCUGUUUGAUGUUCUACAUAGAAGUUCAGGGACUCUUUUAGAUUGGGUGAGUAGGUGUAGUAUAGCAGUUGGGGUGGCUCAAGGGUUGGCUUCUUUACAUGGAUGUUCAACUGGUCCUAUUUUGCUCUUCGAUCUUUCAAGCAGAACAGUUUUGCUCAAGUCAUUGAAGGAGCCACAGAUUGGUGAUAUAGAACUUUGUAAGGUGAUUGACCCCUCGAAGAGCACUAGCAGCCUCUCAGCUGUGGCAGGUUCAGUUGGCUAUAUUCCACCAGAAUAUGCUUACACAAUGAGGGUGACGCUGGCGGGAAAUGUAUACAGCUUUGGGGUGAUUCUUCUCGAACUGCUAACAGGAAAGCAGGCAGUUAGCGAGGGGACAGAACUGGCCAAGUGGGUGUUGAGAAAUUCAACACAGCCACAAAAAUGGGAUCGGAUUCUUGAUUUCAGAGUCAGUCGGACAUCACUGUCAGUCAGAAUUCAGAUGCUAGCAGUGCUCAAAAUUGCUCUGGCUUGCAUCAACGCCUCGUCAGAGGCAAGGCCAAAGAUGAAGAGUGUGCUAAGGAUGCUUUUGAAUGCAAGAUGAGCACACAGGUUAAAAGGAGUCAAAGUCAUUGUUCCACAAUGAAGCUUCAACUCUGUUUUUUACUAUUGAGUAUAUCAGUAUAGAAUAUAGAUCAUUCUCAAUCUCCUAUAUUACAUACAUAUUGAUUUUGAAUCAGAAAGGAGAAAAGACAGAUUUUUCCUUGGUAAUGAUUUUGUAAAAUAUGCAUUCAUAUAUUUGUCAUUUCGGCAAUUCUGUCAUUUUUUCCUACUAAGUGUUAGACUCAGCCAUUGCACAAUUGCUAAUAGCAUCAAUUUCGUUCUAAAGUGUUCUUUAGAAACAAAAUUUGAAAAACACGAGUCAGUUUCACUACAAUAAGUGCAACUAGUACCCCCUCUGUCCUUAAAAGAUUGCCCCAUAUGCUUUAGUGCACUUUAUUAAGAGUUGGUUGUAUUCAAAAGUAAAUGUUAGGUAGAUUUGUCUUUUGGUUAGAUUAAACAAUGGUGUGUGAGGAGAGACAUGUGGGGAACACAUACCAAAUGAGGUAUGGAGCAAACAAAUAAAAACAUCCAUUUAUGGUAUGUGGGGCAAUCUUUUAGGGACGGAGGGAGUACUCUUUAACAGAGAACAUAAAUAGUUGGCCGAAUACUCUUCAUCGUAACUGUGAAUCAUAGGAUACAUAUUCAACAAAGCUAUAUCAACUACAAAAUAUUUCAUAAAUCAUAAAGCGCAAAAAAGGGGGAACAGGGUGUUUCAUGAGUCU
This is a messenger RNA of Spinacia oleracea (spinach), 4090 nucleotides long. RefSeq names its product LRR receptor-like serine/threonine-protein kinase GSO1. Gene Ontology annotation, biological process: protein phosphorylation. Gene Ontology annotation, molecular function: receptor serine/threonine kinase binding; protein kinase activity; ATP binding. The transcript has 2 exons. The record is from RefSeq and is a predicted model, not a curated record. Lineage: Eukaryota; Viridiplantae; Streptophyta; Magnoliopsida; Caryophyllales; Amaranthaceae. The coding region runs from base 484 to 3369 and encodes 961 amino acids.